AAAAAUAAAUAAAGAAAUAAAUAAGUAGAAAAGCCCAAAACCCUCCUUCUACCCUGAUUCGCUUCCAUUUCUGCUGUGUGUUGAUCGACAUGAACGCAGUCGCAAUGAGAUUCCUCAACCGUUUCAGAAUUUCUUCUUCAAAUUUUCCCACAACUUCAUUUGUGGCAAGCCGACAAACAAGCUGGAAGUUGUGGUUAUCCACCGAUGCUUCUGAAAGUGACGUAGAUGUUGAGAAGAACAAUGGAGAAGAAGAUGAAUAUGAUCAAUUUUUUAAUGAAAAGGUCGAAUUACAGCCCCAGGGUGUGGAUCCCAGGCGAGGUUGGGGAUAUCGAGGCGUACAUAAGGCAAUAAUUUGUGGAAGAGUUGGGCAAGCCCCUGUGCAGAAAAUCUUGAGAAAUGGGCGCACGAUAACAAUCUUUACUGUUGGAACGGGCGGGAUGUUUGACCAACGAAUUGUUGAAGCAAAAGACCUGCCAAGGCCUGCUCAGUGGCAUCGUAUUGCUGUGCAUAAUGAACCACUUGGUGCUUAUGCAGUUCAACAACUUGUUAAAAACGCAUCGGUUUAUGUUGAGGGCGACAUUGAGACCAGAGUCUACAAUGAUAGCAUUGGUGGUGAAGUGAAAAAUAUUCCAGAAAUAUGUGUUCGACGCGAUGGGAAGCUUCGCCUUUUAAAGCCCGGAGAAAGUGCCAGCAAUAUUUCUCUGGACGAUUUAAAAGAAGGAUUGUUUCAGAACGAGACAUCACCUGUUUCCGAAAACCUCAGUUGAAGUUUGUGUAGCUUUGUAAUUUGAGCACGAUAGAGAGAGAGGCUUUUAGCCAUUUAACGAUUUAGCCAUAGUUGAGUACUGAACCACCAAGCCCUCAUAAUCUCUUCCUGUCAUUGCUUAUUAACAUUGUAGUAUUUUUCUUCUUCAAGGCUUUAAGCCAGUUUUGUGUUGGAUUGGCAAGGGAAUAUUCUAGGUUCACAAAAAUUGUCACUCCUGAUGCCUUUAAUCUUCUUCAAAUGCAUUCCUAAAAAUGAAGGCAUCAUAAUUUUGAAUUCUACAGAUUAAACUAGUUCAAAACAGUCUUGUAACUGUUCAUUGUUAAGGCUUGUUUGAUAACACUAACACUUAUCCCUAUAUAAGUGGAGAUUAUAACAA
This is a messenger RNA of Benincasa hispida (wax gourd), 1142 nucleotides long. RefSeq names its product mitochondrially targeted single-stranded DNA binding protein (gene MTSSB). Gene Ontology annotation, biological process: positive regulation of helicase activity; mitochondrial DNA replication. Gene Ontology annotation, cellular component: mitochondrial nucleoid. Lineage: Eukaryota; Viridiplantae; Streptophyta; Magnoliopsida; Cucurbitales; Cucurbitaceae. Gene Ontology annotation, molecular function: single-stranded DNA binding. The record is from RefSeq and is a predicted model, not a curated record.